UGCGCAUGCCUAGUGAGCAGGGCAGUCAGGAGGAAGCGCGUCUACCGACUGGAGGGAAGCACUGGCUGGCAGUCCUAAUGGCGGAGAAUGUACGCUCGCCUUUCGACUACCGCGAGCCACCGACACUCGACAGUGACGGGGACGGCAGCAAACCGCAACCGCCGCGCGGCCGUGUUUGCGGGAGGAAGCGCAAGGGGACGCCGGUGAAAGUGUGUGACCGAGCCUACGUGACGGAAGAUGAGGAGGAGGAGAGCAUGUCUGAGCACAGCUAUAGUCCUGGUGAGGGCCAAUAUCCAGAGGGCACCGAGGAUGGCCUCCCACCACCGGGGAGUCCUUACUACCUAACAGACCCAGCUCAGCUCUGGUAAGGAGGACCCGUUCCCAUGCGUACCGGAGCUGGGCGAAGAAGGGGCGGGCGGCGUCCGGGGACCCGUGCUCUUCCACCCGCCGCCGAAUUGCCGCAUUCGCGAGGUGCACUGUGGCACUCAGGUGCGACUGGUAGUCAUCGCGAUCCGAGACAUAGCCAAAGGGGAGGAGAUCACUGUGGACUACAGCCUUACGGACUGGGGCGAGAAUGCCAUGGACGAAGAGGCCGGUCCCCACCCGCUGUCCCUCUCUGUUUCGGAUUACCUCACCCCGUCCUGGUCCUUGUCCCCCUCAUCCUCGCCACUCACCCAUUCCGAGCCCAGUGACUCGGACCGCGAGGAGGAUGAGGAGGAGGAAGAGGAGGAUGACGAAGAUGAGGAGGAGGAAGAGGAGGAAAUGGAGGAGAUGCGAGGCCGAAUCCUUCGCCGCCGCAAGAAGCGCAAGAUCCCCGCUGUGGUCGGCGCCAAGAAAAAGAGUGCGCCCACCUCCUCGCGUGGGCCAGGGCGCCCCUGCUCGUCUUUCUCACCCCCCCCAGCCAGAUCUAACUCGCAGCCGGUCGGCGCUAUGGCCCCCCCGACCACCAACAUCAACAAUAACAUCAACAUAAACAUUGGCAGCUCCAGCGGCACCCCGGUGAGCCGGCGUCAGCACUGUCUGUACUGCGGGCGCCACUAUCGAUCUUUGGCACGCCACCUGGAGAAGCAUCAUGCCAAUCAGCCCGAAGUCCGCUCGGCCAUGGAGCUAGCGCAUCUCCGCGCCCACUCCAACGGCAACCCCUCGCCUGCCUCUGCAACUCGCAGUCAUUCCUUCGCGGUCCCGCAGCCUUCGGCGCCCGGUCCGGUGCCCUCGCUAUUCGCCAGGGAGAGGGAAUCGCCGGGCACCCGCUCGGGUGCCGUUUCUUUCUCACUCUCUCUGUCGCCACCUGCUCAAAAGAAGGCGGCGCCAGUCUCGUCCUCCCCGCCGACCACCAGGCGCGCUGCCCCUCCGACGGCGCACCGAGUUAAGAGUCCCACGCCUCCUCCCUCGUCUCCUCCCAGGAGAGGUCGCAGGAUGAAGAGGGAGAAGCUUGAAGAGCAGCAAAAGGUAGAGGUGGAGCGUGUCCAGGAGGAAUUGGCCCCUCCUCCAACUCCGGAGCCGGACAUCGAUCCAGAAGAAGAUCUUGAUCUGUGUGCGGAUGGAGACGGUGAUGCGCCGGAGGAGAGUAACGGAGAGACCACCAGGUCACGGCGUCACCACAUGUCUCCGCUGCUAUCCUCGCUGUCGUCGCUCGUGACGUACCUCCGGCAGCAGCAGCACGCCUCCUUUCUGUCGCUGGGCCGCUCGCACUCGGCCGAGGCCUGGCGCCAGCUGUGCCACGCCAGUCUCUCGCUGUUCAUCCUCUACAACCGCCACCGCGAGUGCGAGGUGGCCAAGCUAACCAUCCAGGACUACCGCAAGCGCGCUGCUCCUCAGGAGAGCUCCACCACCGGCGGAGGCGGCGGUACCACCGAGGCCCUCCUGUCGCCGUUUGAGCGCAGGGUCCUCUGCCACCUCCCGAGGGCCAGCGUCAUGGGAAAGCGCGGCCGCGUCCAGCCCCUCAUUCUGCCGCCGAACUGCGAGUCCUGCCUGGACCUGCUCCUUCAAACCAGCGCAGACGUGGGCGUGGAUCCCGAGAGCCCCUAUGUUUUUUCCCGUCCCUAUCACUCCCCCGCGACCCCGCUUCGCGGCACAGACCUCCUGAGGAACUUGGCGCGAGCGAGCGGCGUUAAGAACCCCGGAGCUAUCACGGGGACGCGGGUGCGCCGGCAGGUGGCCAUUCUCACGCAGCUCCUGCUUCUGGAGGAGGGCCAGGCUCAAGGGAGCGCCACCAAGCGUCUGGAGAACUUCCUGGAGACCGAGUACCACGUAACGCAGAACUGCUCCUCCAUCUCGAGGGACGCCGCGCUGAUGGGGCGGGUGGGCCGCGUUGUUCUUUAUGGCGAGAAGGAGGGUGUGCUCUUCCGCGGGAUGAGCUUGCAACACAUCUGUCUGGAGUUGGACGUGAUGUCCGGCAACUCUGUCGACUCCUUCUCGGAAGGCUCGGAGGCGGAAGAUGUGAAGGAGGAGGUGCCGCAAAAGGUGGAGGUGAUGGUAAAGAAGAAAGGACCGGGCAGACCCCCGAAGAAGAAGAGAGCGCCCACUCCUUCGGCGGUCAGCCCGUCAGUCGCCAGCGCCCCCAAGAGGAGGGCACCCCCACCCAAAUCAGGGAAGCGCGGCGUGCUGAAACGUCCCUGGUCGGAGGCGGAGCGUGUCGCCGUGGAGACGCACCUCAAGCGUAACCUAGCCGAUCUGCGCGUACCCGCCAAGGCUGACUGCGAGCGCUGUCUGGAGCUCUGCCCGCUGCUCGUCAGCAAUCACCGCGACUGGCGCGCCAUCAAGUUCUACGUGCACAACCGCAUCCAGCUGUUGAAGAAGCAGGGUCGGCGGGAAAGCGCCGCUUUGGCAGCGGCUGCUGCCGCCGCCGCCACUGCCGCUGCCGCCGUCUGUUGAUCUGGGACAAAUGUGGCGGGGUGAGGUAGGAUCCACCAGCAAAACCCCUUAUUUGUGUAAAAUAAAUGUCCACGGCCAUACACAUCAUACAUGGAGUACGGAAGGACUUUAUAUAAGGGUGAGCAGGGGAUUUUGUUCAUCCUCACCCUUUUCCUCAUUUACCAUCAGCGGCACCUUUUGUCACACACAAACGCAAAAAAAAAAAAAGCCAAAGAAAAAAGUGGCGUUUGACAUUGCGGUGUGGAGAGACAGCCCAGCAAUUGUGCGAGGUGGACAAACUGCACAUUUUGUAGCAUCACAGGGAGCCAUUUGGAUGACCAAACAUGAAUGUGUAAAGCUUGUCAUUCUGGCCUUUAUAAGCAGUGGUUCUCAAACUGAGGGCCCCUUGGGGACACUCGGUGGCCUACCGGGUAUAGCUUGAGGGGCUGGAAAACGGCAAUGAAAGUGUUGUAUCAUUUAAACAAAAAAGUACAUACCUAUGUAUGUGGACUGGUGGCAAACAAACCUUAUAACAAAAGGCCUGUCCCCCCCGCCCCCAAGAAAAUUGUUCUUUGAUGUUGUUUUUUUUCCCUUGGGUGUCACUCGCUGAAAUAUGACAUUCUUUGUGAAACUUGGACUUUGGCUAUGUUCAUAUUACAGAUCAAUUCAAAUGAUCAAUUAGAAGUUGGAACAUUUCUCUGCAGCCCAGUGGUUGGGAGUCACUGCUUUCAAGGCCCACACAUCUUCUCAACUGAUAUCAUUUUAUGUAUAGUGUGUGUUUAUGUAUUGUUAUUAUUAGUAGUAUUAAUAUUAUUAUAAAAAGAAAAGUCUAACUAUGACACAGGUGUGACAUGGCGGGGACGGUGGCGUACCUCUCCAGCGGCUACUGAUAUUCAUCCGACAAAUAUUGUAAUUAGUCUUCAGUCGCGAUCUUCAAGUUUGUUUGGUCUUCUAUGUACAUACUUUGCUGUACAUAUUAUCUGUAUUAAAGUUAAUGACAGUUUUUUUUAAACUGGAUUUUGAUGUGUGUUUUUGGGUACAGUUUCACAAUACUUCAGAGAGGAAGGAAGGUCUGAAUUGUUGUGCCUCAGUGUGAUUAAAGGAAUAGUCUUUGUGUUUUUCUCA
Messenger RNA from Hippocampus zosterae (dwarf seahorse), 3978 nucleotides. RefSeq lists its product as uncharacterized. Bases 580 to 2874 code for a protein of 764 amino acids. The record is from RefSeq and is a predicted model, not a curated record. Lineage: Eukaryota; Metazoa; Chordata; Actinopteri; Syngnathiformes; Syngnathidae. The transcript has 8 exons. Gene Ontology annotation, molecular function: protein binding.